AUGGGCUUGCUGUUUAACAAGCCUGCCGAUGUGGCGGGGUCAGCUACCCCAGCUAUACUCGUUGGCAUGUUUGUGGCUUUUGGAGGUGUGCUCUUCGGAUACGAUACUGGCACUAUUGGAGGCAUUCUUGCUAUGAAAUACUGGAGACAGCUGUUCUCCACAGGAUACGUUAAUCCAGAAGAUGAUUUUCCAGACGUGACAGCUUCACAAACAUCUGAAAUCGUAUCUAUACUCUCUGCUGGAACCUUCUUUGGUGCACUUUUAUCGGCACCAAUUGCAGAUUUCAUCGGACGUCGCUGGGCCAUGAUUUUCAAUACUGGAGUGUUCACUAUCGGUGUGAUUCUACAAACUGCGGCAACUGCGAUCCCAAUGUUCGUGGCUGGUAGAUUCUUCGCCGGACUCGGUGUAGGCUUACUGAGUUCAACGAUCCCGCUGCUACAGUCCGAGACACUUCCCAAAUGGAUACGAGGAACUAUUGUUGGAUGCUAUCAAUGGGCCAUCACCAUCGGGCUAUUGCUGGCGGCAAUCGUUCUGAAUGCCACCAAAAAUCACCAGAAUACUGGCUCAUAUCGAAUCCCCAUAGCUGUCCAGUUCGCAUUUUCCAUCAUCAUGGUCGGUGGAAUGAUCAUGAUUCCGGAGACUCCACGAUAUCUCAUCAAGAAAGGCGAUCAAGCAGCCGCAGCACGAUCUCUGGGUCGGUUACGCCGUCUACCACUUGACCAUCCGGAGCUUGUCGAGGAGCUUGCUGAGAUUCAGGCAAACCACAAUUAUGAGAUGGCUAUUGGUGGUGCGUCAUACCGGGAGCUCUUCAGGAAUGCCAGCAUUCGGAAGCGACUUCUCACUGGUGCGGCUCUCCAGGCACUUCAGCAGUUGACCGGCGUGAACUUUAUCUUCUACUACGGCACCUCCUACUUUACUCAUUCUGGCAUUUCGAACCCAUUCGUGAUUAGCAUGAUCACUAGCGUGGUAAAUGUUGUGGGUACUGUCCCUGGCCUGAUUCUCGUUGAAAAGUGGGGCCGUCGUCCACUUUUGCUGGCUGGUGCAAUCGGUAUGAGUGUUUGCCAACUUAUCGUUGCAAGUGUGGGCACUGCCCUGCCUGACAGUCCGGCGGCCAGCAAAGCUCUUAUCGCUUUUGUCUGCUUCUAUAUUGUCUUCUUUGCGUCCACCUGGGGGCCUUGUGCUUGGGUGGUGACUGGAGAGAUCUUCCCACUUAAAGCCCGAGCAAAAGGUCUCAGUAUCACCACUGCUUCGAACUGGCUUCUCAACUGGGCUAUUGCAUAUGCAACCCCUUAUCUUGUCAAUGACGGACCAGGGAAUGCAAACCUUGGCUCGAAAGUCUUCUUCAUCUGGGGUGGAUUUUGUUGCAUCUGUGUGACCUUUGUCCAUUUCUUCAUAUAUGAAACGAAGGGUCUGUCACUUGAACAGGUGGAUGAGCUCUAUGCCAAGGUCGACAAGGCCUGGCAGUCGAAGGGAUUUGUCCCAACCUUGCACUUCACUGAUCUACAAUCAGUCGGGGCGGAGGAUGCUCGCAAACAAACCCUGGCUGAGCUGGAACAUGGUGCUGAUCAGCGCCGAGCAUCAGUGGUUGGACCGAUCACCGAGAAGUGA
Exophiala bonariae is the source of this 1608-nucleotide messenger RNA. RefSeq lists its product as uncharacterized. Gene Ontology annotation, molecular function: carbohydrate:proton symporter activity. The transcript has 3 exons. The record is from RefSeq and is a predicted model, not a curated record. Gene Ontology annotation, biological process: carbohydrate transport; transmembrane transport. Lineage: Eukaryota; Fungi; Ascomycota; Eurotiomycetes; Chaetothyriales; Herpotrichiellaceae. Gene Ontology annotation, cellular component: membrane. The coding region runs from base 1 to 1608 and encodes 535 amino acids.